Messenger RNA from Drosophila grimshawi, 7829 nucleotides. It is a transcript of the gene mei-41, whose product is annotated as serine/threonine-protein kinase ATR. Gene Ontology annotation, biological process: DNA damage checkpoint signaling; protein phosphorylation; telomere maintenance. Bases 15 to 7736 code for a protein of 2573 amino acids. The record is from RefSeq and is a predicted model, not a curated record. The transcript is spliced from 6 exons. Gene Ontology annotation, molecular function: protein serine/threonine kinase activity; protein binding. NCBI's taxonomy places the organism in Eukaryota, Metazoa, Arthropoda, Insecta, Diptera, Drosophilidae. Gene Ontology annotation, cellular component: nucleus.
AUUGCAAUUAAAAAAUGUCGGACAAGCGUGAGGAUAUGUGGAAAGUGCUGUACAAUAUGGUGAAUCGGAAUCAAGCCAACUUGUCGGCCGUUUACAGUGUGGUGGACAACAUACUCUGCCAGGAUCCGAGCCUCAUCAGCUGUUCGUCGGUGCCCGAGCUGCCCAACAAAUUCCAAGACGUUUUCCUGCUUUGGCUUGUGAACAAACUCGCCGUGUGCUUGAGUCAGUGUCGGGAUGAGGGACAGUGCCUCAAGAAUGUGCAGCUACAGCAGAAGUUGCUCGCAUCUUGUUGGUGCAAUCACCCCAAGCUAUACGAACUCCUCGUGGUUGCCUAUGUGGAGGCAUUGCAGCAGCUCAACGAUCAGAUGAGCGCCUUCGAUUACACAAAACCCAAAAAGCAGCCGGCGCAGCAGGUACGCAUCCUGGAAUUGCAGAUAUUUCGCUGCGACGUGAGUGUCCUGCAAGCGUUCGAUGAGCAGUGCGCCUGUCAAGCCGUCCAGUUGCAGCUUGAGCAUUCAGAUGCGUAUGCCAAGUACUUGCUGCUGGUGCUGCAGCACGCCCAACACAUUGGAAAAGCAACGCAUCCGGAACUAUUUGCCAGAAGUCUGCAGCAGGCGUUGCUCACCCUCAAGGAGUGCAACAUGGAUACAAAGCUGGCCAGUCUGAGCUAUUGUUGCGCAGUGCUUCAAGCCCAAUCCACCGCCAGCUGGUCAAGCAAUGUAGAUGUGGCACAUUAUGCCUGCUUAACGUUGCGCGCUGCUGUCCUCAUGUGGUCCCUGUCCUGCCGCUGGUUGCAAGCCAAGUGCAUGACGCAAACACAACUGACGCAUUUGGCAACGCAGACACAACAACUGCUGGUCGUGUUGCAGCCGCAGACGAUGCCUCAUCCUCAUAGCCUGGAUAUGUGCUGUCAACUGUUACACGAGCUGCUGCGUCUGCCUGUAAGCGACGCGCGCGACAACUUGAUGCAGACAUUGUCCGACUAUCUGCAACACCAGUUGUUGGAGGUGACUGCUUGUGAGUUGCAGCCACACACAGUGCAACUCUUGCAGCGUCAGUGGCGUGGACAACCCAAUCAGCUGUUGCCACUGCUGACCGUCGUUGCUGUCAAACAGCCGGCAUUGCGUGACGGGAUCUUGGAUAGGAUAAGCAUCUGUCUGGUUGAACUGUUAACCGAGACGACUCCUGGAGAGCUGCCGCAGCUGCUCGCCUUGUUGCGUGCGUUGCGGCAAAUGGAGCAACUCCUGCUGCUAGAUAAGCAACGAGAGCUGGUGGUUGCCAGCGAUGAGGCGCUCAAUGCUGCCCUGCUAUCUCAACUCCCAGUGCUCUAUGAGCUGCCACUGCCCACAGAUGCCAACAGCAAUUGGAAUCAUUUGAGUUUGCAACUCUUGGAGCAGGCAGAGUGUGCUGCUAGCCCAGAGUAUAUGGAGAUCUGUGCACUGCUGUUGCAAACCAACUGCAUACGGCUGCAACUGAAGCCGCAGACACAACAACAGCUCCUGGGCGUACUGCAGCACAGCCUGCAAUCAAAGGAGCAACAACAUAAAUUGGGGGCCCUCCAGGCUUUGGCCACGCUACAUCUGGAGACGCCUUCCAGCGCGCAUACGCAACUGCAGAGCUUUUUCGCACAGCAAUACAUAGGUCUGGUGAGCUCAACGCAUUCCGAGUUAAGGCAGCUCUUCAACGAGCACCUGGCACAGCUUUAUGUCUCCGGCUACAUAAAAGCCGCCCAACUGCAACAGGCGCUGCCCAAACUUAUGCACUCAGCAGAGGAGGGUCACACAUUGGCCGCUGUUUUACGCUUGUUGCUCUGCACAGCAGCGCAAUCAGCAGCCCCAGCGCAUGUCUUCAAGAUUAGGGAGAGGAUAGUUAUGUACUGCCCCAAGUGCAAACCGUUGCCUGCCACCUUGCCUGGCUUGUAUUUGGGCAGCUGCAAGCCAAACAGUGCACCCAACUUAAGCAGUUCCAACUUGGCCGACCUCGCUGAGGCGAUGCUCUUUAAGAUGCCAUGCGCCUUCAUAACACAUCACUUGGAUCUGAUCAAACUGGAACCCUCGUUGUACCUUCGAUUGCUCAAGGAGUCGUCCAACCUGCAGGAGCUCAGCGAACGCAGCUACGAGCGUUUGGUGCCUGUGCUGGCCAACCAGUCCGAGGACUUUAUGCAACAGUUGACCUCACUUGUGCUUGAUUGCAUUGUGCGCACACUUUCCAAACCGCUGGAGGAGCAAAGCAUGGCGGAGCAGCGCAAGCUACUCCGACUGAUUGUGUGCUCAGCACAUGCCGACAUAGAUAACCUGUCGCUAUUCCACUGGUUCAAGAUGAGUUUCUAUUUCAUGGUGCACACGCGCUCUCUCGUCGCCCAGGAGGCGGUGCUCGCCGCCUGUCAACUGUGUGCACGCCACGGAUUACAGACGCUUACGCUGUGGAACUGGUACAAGCGGGAUGCACUCGGUUUAGUUGUCCAGCUGGCACUCGAUGCCUAUGUCACGGAAGGAGUGCGCUUCACUCACUCACUCAGAGCGCUCACCAAGAUGUUGGGCUUCUCGUGUGUGCAGGAGUUCACCUGUAAAUAUCAUCGUCUGCUCACCUCCUUGGUGCUGCCCUAUUGCAUUAGGGAGCCCCGUUGCAAGGGCAUCUUUGUGUUCAUAGCCAAGCAGCUGCAUAAAUCGGUGGCUUCCCUCUUCUCCACCUCCUUUCUACGGCUGUAUGCGCAUGUCUAUCUCACCGAAGAACCGGAAUUGGCCAAUCGCUGCAUCGAGCUGGUCACCAGCUGCACCAAGUGCACGGUGCAGCAACUGAUGAAUGCCGAUGUGAAGCAAACCGUUGCCGAGCUGCUCAUCUAUUUCAAUCGCAAUCCGACUUUUGUGAUGCGCUCUUUUCAAAACCUACUCCAACUCAGCGUCGGCAGCGAGGAUCUAUCCACCCAAGCGAGUAAUGCACAGUUCUCCACGUUUAUAGCGGAGCGCAUACUCGGUGUCAUCACCUAUUUUGAGAGCUGCUUGUCGGAGCCGUCCUUUGAGAAGCCACUCAAAGAGGAGACACUGCAUAGUCUUGGCCAGAUCCUGCGCUUCGUUGGUCCUCAACAUGUCACACAAUUUCGCUUCAAGAUCAUUGCCAUGCUGAGUUUUGUGCACACGUUGCAGGAGCCAAGUUUGCAGCGCAUUUGCCUAAAGAUUUGGCACAUUUUCCUGCAUGUGGUCAACAUACAGGAGUUGGGUCCGUCGCUGGGUCGCAUAGUGGCCACGUUGCAGCCGCUGCUCGCAUAUAGCGUGGAGCAGGUGAAUGAGCUCUACGAAUUUGUCAUCCUCCGCAACGCCGCCAUGUUGGGCAACUACAUACAAGACUUAUACUUUCUGGAGCGUCAGGAGCACGUUUCGGAGCCCAUACGAAAGUGUAUUGAGCGACACACAGCACACCUGUGUUUGGGCGCUGCUGCAGCAGCUGGCGAGGAUCAGGCACCGCUGCUGGAUCAACUGGGCUUUCUGCAUAAGCAAAUCACCAAUGAAUGCCUGCAGGUGCGUGUCUAUGGAUUGGAGCAUCUCUCCGAGUUGCUCGGUCGACGCCGCACUCAACUCAAUCAUAUGAUACUGCACGAGCUGCCGAUGGAGCCACUAAUGGAGCAGAUAGUCAAUGUGCUCAUGGCGGGUUGCCAGCACGACGAUCGUUCACUGCAGUUGGCCUCAGCCAAAUGCCUGGGCGAGCUGGGUGCCAUCGAUGCCAGCUAUUUGCCAUCGAAUUACAAUUUUGCCAGUCCGCAACAGUUACCGCUGAGCGUUCUCACGGAUGACUUUACGGUGCUUGCACUGACGGCGCUGUGCCGCGGCUAUCAGUUCCAGCAGAAGACGAAGCAUGUGGACAACUUUUCGCUGGCCAUACAAGAGACGCUCGCUGUAUGCGGCAUUGCGCCCAAGGAGCAAAAGAAGCUGCAGCUGUGGCAAUCGCUACCAUUGCGCAUGCGCGAAAUAAUGGAACCGUUGCUCAACUCCUGCUACACCUGCUCCCAGCGCUCCAGUACGCUGCAGCAGCAGCCGCUCUUUGGCAGCCACUAUACGCAAAACUCGUACGAACUGUGGGCAUUCCUCUGGGCCGUGCGACUUGUCGAUUAUGUGCAGUCGUCGGAGACGCGUCACCUGCUCAGCUCCUAUAAGCCGUGCAUUCGUCGCGACUCGAACAUGUUGAGCACCUUCUAUCCGUACAUACUGCUCCAUGCGUUGCUUGAGUGCACUGCGGAGCAGCGUCUACACAUUGAGCAGGAGUUCCAGGCGGUGCUGCAGGCCAACGAUGAGCUGUCCCAACAACAGGGUGCCACAGCAUCCAAGAAACCCAGCGAACUAAUCCCAGUCGAUCCCGACACACUCGGCUACAAGUUGUUUGAGUCGAGUAAAUAUGGCGCCACGACCAAGUCAGCCAGCGUGGUGUCACAGGCAGGCGCCAGUGCGGAGGAUCAGUCACGUUUGGCUGGCAAACUGUGUGCGGAGCUGUUGGAUUUUCUACAGCGUUGGCUACGCGAAUGGCAGCGUUUGCAUGGCCUGAGCACGGGCGGCAAACCGCCCCAAUCUGUGGAUGCCAAUUAUGGUGCCAUCUAUGAGUUCCUGCAGCGCAUCGACAAGUUGCGUGUGGCACGCGCCAGCUACAAUUGUGGCGAGUAUGCGCGUGCCCUGCGAUAUCUGGAGGCCUACAUCGCGGAGGGUGACAAGGUGGCGCGUCUACUCGAGCAGUUCACGUUCCUGGUGCAGCUCUACGGGCGACUGAUGGACUCGGAUUCAGUGGAGGGGGCAGUGCAGACGCGCCGCUCGGACAUGAGUGUGACCCAGGAGAUUCUGGUGAAUCGUUUGGUCGAACGGCAACAGGAUAUGAUUACAUGCUAUGAGCAACUGUUGUCCAGCACGGAGCAACUGCAGCCAGAUCACAUACGUGCCAUCAUCGACGCCUAUCUGCGGAUGGACACACCCAAGACGGCGCUGCUCAUCGCCGAUGGUCUCUGGCAGCGAAUGUCCGAUCGUCACACUGAUCAGUAUUUCAGUGAGUGCAAAGCGGAGCUGCUCUGGCGCCUGGGCAGCUACGACGAACUCGAGGAGUUGCAGUUGCAGCAACAGCAGCAGAGGCGCUGCCGACCCAACUGGCAUGCCCAGUGCGCCCAGGCCUGCCUGGCCCUGCGACAACCCACCACCACCAAAUUGGAAUUUGAGGCGCUGCUGGACAAGAUGCGUGGAUCGGUGCUGGAGCAGUUGCGCAGCUGUUCCGCCAUGCAACAGCAUUCCUAUGCGCAUGCCUACGAUGAGGUGCUAAAGCUACACAUGCUGCACGAGCUGCAGUGCAGCCAGCAGCUGCUGGAGCAGCUAUCCACACUGCAGGAGCAGGAGCAGGAGCAGGAGAAGGAGCAGUCGCAACUAAUGCAUAAAUACUUUGCCGAUUGGCAGUCGCGUUUGCAGGUGCUGCAGCCGCAGCUGCGCGUGCUGGAGCCCAUCUAUAGCUUUCGUCGGAAUCUGCUCGGCGAGCUCAAGCGGCGCGUGGGCGAUCGUGUGCCGCUGCAGGCACAGCUGCAGACGCAGUUGGCCCAGCUCUGGUUAAAUAGCGCCCAGAUCAAUCGCAAUGCAGGUCAACUGCAACGCGCCCAUUUAUAUCUAAUGAAGGCGGCGGAGUAUCGGCCAAGUGGUCUCUUCCUGGAGCGCGCCAAGCUGCUCUGGCAGAAGGGCGAUCAGGUGCUGGCCAUGAACUAUCUGGAGGAGCAAUUGUCCGCCAUCCGGCAGCAGUGUGAUGGCAAUCCCAAGCAGCUCAGUGCUGAGCAGCGUCAGCUCUACUUCGAAGGCAAAUAUCUGCAGGCCACGUACAACGCGGACUCCAUGAAUCUGUGUGCGGAUGCCAUCCUCAAGUACUUCCACGAGGCAAUCUCAGUGCAUCGACAAUCGGAGCGUUGUUACGUCCAGCUGGCACAAUUUCUGGAGAAGAUGCGAGAGGCGCGUUCAGCGUCGGCAACCAAUUCACGCGAAGAUGAGGAUCUGCUGCUGCAGAUCAUGUUGAACUAUGCCAAAUCUUUGCGCUAUGGCAGCGAUCAUGUCUACCAGUCGAUGCCACGUCUGAUCAGUCUCUGGCUGGACACGGCCGCCACAGCAGUCGCUUCCACCUCCCACACGGAGCUGGUGCGCAAGAUGAACGAUCUGCUGAACAAUUGCUGCUCGGCGCUACCGACGGCCAUGUUUUACACGGCCUACUCGCAGAUGCUAAGCCGGCUGUGUCAUCCAUCGCCGGACGUGUUUGGAGUGCUGCGCAACGUGAUCAUCAAGCUGAUCGGGGACUAUCCACAGCAGUCACUCUGGAUGCUAUUGCCCCAUUUCAAGUCUGCCGCCGUCAAUCGCGUCAAGCGCUGCAAAUUGAUCCUGAGCGAUGAGCGACUCCAGAAUGCCACAUUCCAGCGUCUGUUGAGUGACUUCAACACGCUCACCGAGCGCCUGAUUGGCGUCACCAACAAGGAGGUCACCUUGGAUCGCAGCUACAAGCUGAGCGAUCUGGACAAACGAUUGCCGCUGCUGUGCAACCAGGCGAACUUCUCCAACAUCCUGCUGCCCUUCGAGAAGUACAUGCAGCCCACAUUUAGCAUUAGUUCGGCACAGGAUAACUCGCCGUCGCCCAGUCCGCAGACAAACGGCAAAUUGCCUGCCAGCAACUGGUUUCCGUAUCAGCAGAUCUUUAUCAGUGGCUUCCAGGAGAAGGUGCUGGUCUUGCGUUCCGCGGCGCGGCCAAAAAAGCUGACCAUACGCUGCAGCGAUGGACAGGACUAUGAUGUGAUGGUCAAACCAAAGGAUGAUUUGCGCAAAGAUUCGCGUCUCAUGGAGUUCAAUGGCCUGAUGAAACGCUACCUGCAUCAGGAUGCAAGUGCCCGCCAGCGCCGCCUGCACAUUCGCACCUACGCAGUGCUCCCCUUCAACGAGGAAUGUGGCCUGCUUGAGUGGCUGCCGAAUCUCAAUUCCUAUCGCGGCAUCUGCAUCGCAUUGUAUAUGCAGCGGGGUCAGGUGAUGAGUGGCAGGCAGCUGCAACAGUUGGCCGUGCCGCAGACGGAGCUGAUGGAACGCAAACGUGAGGUGUUCCUCAACCAGCUGCUGCCCGCACAUCCGCCUGUGUUUCAGGAUUGGCUGCUGCAGCGCUUCAGCACGCCGCACAGUUGGUAUGAGGCACGCAACUCGUAUAUACGCACCGUUGCCGUCAUGUCCAUGGUGGGCUAUAUUCUGGGCCUGGGCGAUCGUCAUGGCGAGAACAUACUGUUCGAUGAGCGCAAUGGCGACGCUGUCCACGUCGACUUCAAUUGCCUGUUCAAUCAGGGCGAGGCCUUUGCUUAUCCCGAAGUGGUUCCCUUUCGCCUCACUCACAACAUGAUCACGGCCAUGGGGCCGCUCGGUGUCGAGGGGAGCUUUCGCAAGUGCUGCGAAAUUACGCUGCGACUGCUCAGGCAGGAGACCAAGACGCUCAUGUCCAUGCUGCGUCCAUUCGUCUACGAUCUGGGCGUUCAGAGUCGACUGACGGCAACUGCUAGCAAAAGCAAAACUGGCGCCGAAUUAACCGAUCCCAAAGUGACCAAUGAUGUGCAGCGCAUUGCCGAGCGCCUGCAAGGACAUGUUAAAAGACAGCAGGCAAACAGCAUUCCAUUGUCCACCGAGGGACAGGUGAACUUUCUGAUCAAUGAGGCGACUAAGGUGGACAAUCUCGCUGCAAUGUAUAUUGGCUGGGGCGCUUUUCUCUAGUUGCUAGUUCCUAAAGAUGUCCCAUUCAAUUAUGUUAUGUUUUGUUAUGCUUUUAUAUAAAAUAUUUAUUUAUAAAUGCUGAGCUUAAAUUAA